GGGUUAACAGUGAAGAUGAGCGGAAGAGGCAAAGGAGGAAAAGGACUCGGUAAAGGAGGCGCUAAGCGUCACCGUAAAGUCCUCCGUGAUAACAUCCAGGGAAUCACCAAGCCCGCUAUCCGCCGUCUGGCUCGCCGCGGUGGAGUGAAGCGUAUCUCCGGUCUGAUCUACGAGGAGACCCGCGGAGUGCUGAAGGUGUUCCUGGAGAACGUGAUCCGUGAUGCCGUCACCUACACCGAGCACGCCAAGAGGAAGACGGUGACCGCCAUGGAUGUGGUGUACGCUCUGAAGAGACAGGGACGCACCCUCUACGGAUUCGGGGGUUAAACUCUGACUGGCAACCCAAAAACCAAAUGGAUUUCGAGAGCGAGCAUGACGCGAGAGAGAGAGAGAGAGAGAGACUGUUUGAUUGGCUGAAUAUUUGGAUGCUGAUAGAUCCCGCGCUCCUUCCAAAUAUCUUUAUGCUACGGUCGCAUUAAUGUACGGUCUAAAUGACAAAUUCAGGU
Molecule: messenger RNA, 506 nt
Organism: Pseudoliparis swirei
Lineage: Eukaryota; Metazoa; Chordata; Actinopteri; Perciformes; Liparidae
Product: histone H4
Exons: 2
Coding region: 16-327 (103 amino acids)
Biological process (GO): nucleosome assembly
Cellular component (GO): nucleosome
Molecular function (GO): DNA binding; protein heterodimerization activity; structural constituent of chromatin
Source: RefSeq, a predicted model, not a curated record